CUUCAGGCCAUCUAUAUGAACGUUUUUUAAGAAUUAUGAUGCUUUCUGUCCUACGUCAUACAAAAACACCAGUUAAAUUUUGGUUUCUGAAAAACUAUCUCUCCCCAACGUUUAAGGACGUUAUUCCUCACAUGGCUAAAAAGUAUGGUUUCAAGUAUGAGUUAGUACAGUAUAAGUGGCCUCGCUGGCUUUAUCAGCAGACAGAAAAACAAAGAAUUAUCUGGGGCUACAAAAUUCUUUUUUUGGAUGUUCUUUUCCCUUUGGCUGUGGAUAAAAUAAUAUUUGUUGAUGCUGACCAGAUUGUGAGAAGUGACCUAAAAGAACUCCGAGAUCUAGAUCUAAAUGGAGCUCCCUAUGGAUACACACCUUUCUGUGACAGCCGUAAAGAAAUGGAUGGGUACCGUUUCUGGAAGUCAGGAUACUGGGCAUCACAUCUUGGGAAAAGGAAAUACCAUAUUAGUGCCUUAUAUGUUGUGGAUCUUAAGAAGUUCAGAAAGAUUGCAGCUGGAGAUAGGCUUCGGGGCCAGUACCAGGCUCUUAGUCAAGAUCCAAACAGUCUAUCAAAUCUAGAUCAGGAUCUGCCCAAUAACAUGAUUCAUCAAGUAGCUAUUAAGUCUCUCCCUCAGGAAUGGCUUUGGUGUGAAACCUGGUGUGAUGAUGAAUCCAAGAAAAAGGCUAAAACAAUAGACUUG
This is a messenger RNA of Leptosomus discolor (cuckoo roller), 692 nucleotides long. Lineage: Eukaryota; Metazoa; Chordata; Aves; Leptosomiformes; Leptosomidae. The record is from RefSeq and is a predicted model, not a curated record.